UCUUUAAAUUCCAAGUUUAAAAUGUAGUCAUUAUCUCGUCAGUCCUUCUCUUGGCUCAGCAUCGGACAGUACACCAUGUGGACCUCCUUAUUAUUUUUGUCUCUGGCCUUUACUCAAAUCUAUGGCCAAGGAUUUCAAUUAUUUUUUGGAACAACACAAUCUGCAACAAAAACUGAAUGCAAAGACAAAUUACCAAAUUGUUUUGCAUUUAAAAAAGAGUCUUGUCUAGCACCAUAUGAAAAAUGGGCUCAAGAUUACUGUCCAAACUAUUGUGGAUUCUGCGUAGGUCCACCAACCCCAGCACCUGCCUGUGAAGACACCAAAACGGACUGCCAAUCUUACCAAAAAAGUGUGUGCACUGACGACGCAUACAGACAAUGGUCCUAUGAUAAUUGUCGGUACUACUGCCGACUAUGUACACCGGCCCAGCUUGCAAUGAAAGACAGUCAAGUAACAACUUUACCGCCAGCAUUAUGCGUUGAUAAACUUGAUGACUGUAAACUGUAUGGUAAAUCCUCUUGUACUGGAGAAUACAGCAGCUGGGCUAAGGAGAACUGUAGACGUUAUUGUGGAUUCUGCGUCGGUCUUCCUACACCUGCACCACCAUGUAGAGAUGUUAUACCUAAUUGUAAUCGGUACCAAAAAGAUACAUGUACAAGCAUGAAGUACAAAGGAUGGGCGGAGGAAAACUGUAAUAAAUAUUGUGGUUUCUGCUCUGACGGAAGUAGUAGUGGUAAUCAGCCAUCUGUAACUUCUGCUCCAACAUUUGCACCACCUUUUCCACAAGGUUCAGGAACAAUGGCUCCUCCUUUCCCUGGUGGAAAACGAAACCUUGGAGCUGGAUCCAGUGCAUCGGAAGGAAAUAAUGUAUUCUUUGGAACAGACAAACCUAAAGCCACUCCAAAACCUACACAACCACCAACUACUACAACUGAAGCCCCAACAACAACAACGACCCCUCAACCAACUACCACUACUCCUCAACCAACAACUACUACAGAGGCUCCAACAACACCCGAACCAAAACCUAAAGACAAUGCUCUAUCAAUAGGAUCAAGUGCUGGAGGACAAAAACAACCAAAUGUUAUUGAUUUUGGAAACAAUAGCGAACUGACCACAACAGCAACAACCCCACCACCUGAUAACCAAAGUACUGAAGCUCCAACACAGGAACCAGUAAAAACGCAACCCCCAACAAAGGCACCAGUAAAAACGCAACCAACAACACAGGCACCAGUAAAAACGCAACCUCCAACUCAAGCACCAGUAAAAACUGAACCUCCAACUCAACCACCAACAAAGGCACCAGUAAAAACGCAACCACCUACACAGGCACCAGUAACGACACAACCCUCAACACAGGCACCAGUAAAAACACAACCUCCAACUCAACCACCAACAAAAGAAAUCCCAACUCAACCUCCAACAAAGGCUCCAGUCAAAACACAACCCCCAACCAAGGCUCCAGUAAAAACACCACCUCCUACAAAGGCUCCAGUUAAAACACCACCCCCUACAAAGGCUCCAGUGACAACUCAAGCAACACCAGCAACUACACAAGCACCAACAGCUGCAGCAAUAAAUGCCACCGGAAACAAUACUGAUAGUGGUACAGGAUCUCAACCAAAUAAUAGUAAACCACCAAUGGUUGGAACCACUGCAACUCCAGUCGUCACAACUUCCGGAAGUGGAAGCGUUUCAACAACAGGAACUGGAGCUGCUGCGGGAUCAAAUAAUGGUACAAAGAACGGAACAUCUGCCGGAACAGGGUCUGGUCCAGAUUCAGGAACUACUAUGAAAGUACCACCAACUCCAUUAGCUUCAUCAACAAUGAAAGGACCCACCAAACCUCAAACAACACAAGCACCUGCUCCAACAAACCCUACGUCAUCCAUAGCUCCGGUCACAUCAGCCCCUGUUAAGACAAAUCCUCCUAAAACAAACCCUCCAGCUCCAACCAAACCAAACACAACACCAAUGCCAGGUACAUUAACACCACCUACAAACACAGUGACCUACCCAAACAUCAACGUAACAGACAAGUACAGCAAUACAGAUGCUAACAAAACAGAUACAGAAUGCAAAGAUUUGAUAAAUUGCCGAGUAUAUCCUCCAGAAAAGAUUUGUGUCAAUGAUAGCAUGUACAAGCCAUGGGCUAGUGUAAGAUGCAGGGCAUACUGUGGAUACUGUAUUCCUGGAAGUGACAAUAUAACCUGCGACCACAACGGACAAUUGAUCCGACAUCCUAAAGACUGUCAUAAGUUUUAUGAAUGUGCUUAUUCUAUACCAAGGGAAUUGACAUGCCCUGCUAAUCUAGCGUGGAAUGACGUCAUACAAACCUGUGAUUUCAAAGGCAAUGUUCCAUUUUGUAAGCAAGUGGAAUCAAAUAACGACCCUUCAGUUAAUACGAUCAAAGAUUUAACAGGUAUGAGAAAGGGGCUAUGCUCACUGCAAUAACGCCUAACAAUUAUA
Messenger RNA from Mytilus trossulus (common blue mussel), 2472 nucleotides. RefSeq names its product mucin-2-like. The coding region runs from base 76 to 2457 and encodes 793 amino acids. The transcript has 21 exons. Gene Ontology annotation, molecular function: chitin binding. The record is from RefSeq and is a predicted model, not a curated record. Gene Ontology annotation, cellular component: extracellular region. Lineage: Eukaryota; Metazoa; Mollusca; Bivalvia; Mytilida; Mytilidae.